AUGAAUCAGCUUGUCGUUUUGAGUUGUUUGAUCGGUUUUGUGAUUUGCGGGCCGGGAUGGAACAAGAGUGGAAUGGGUGGAAUGGAUGGAAAAAGAGGAAAAGGACACAAAGGCAUGUUGCCAUUCCUUCAGAAUGCCACCGAUCAGCAGAAAAACGAUUUCAUGAACAUCGUGCGCAAUCAGACUUUAACUAAAGCCGAUAUCAAGACGCAAACCGAGCAAUGGGCUGCCAACAUUGGAGGAACCGUUCAAUCCUCGUUCACUGAAUUCGAGGCCAACAUGACCCGAUGGAAGCAAGAGUCUCGCCAAAACCAGACAAACAUUAUCAACCAAUUGCCCGCGCAACUCCAAACCCUGCAAGCAAUUCAAGAUGAUAUGUCGCUCACAAAAGCUCAAGAAAGAGACCAAAUUAUGCAAUUCUUUGGUAACAUGACUGACCGCAAUUUGGCUCGAGCCGUUAAAUUCAUGUCAAUGGUUGGAAUGAGACCGAUGGGACCAAGGGGAUCACCAAUGAAAGGCGGAAAAGGAGAUAUGAAAUGGGGAAUGAUGAAUAAGAGAGGACCGAUGGGAAUGGAAAACAACGACAAGGAUGAGUCAGCCGAUCCAGAGUUC
Mesorhabditis belari is the source of this 612-nucleotide messenger RNA. Lineage: Eukaryota; Metazoa; Nematoda; Chromadorea; Rhabditida; Rhabditidae. The record is from the annotation of a GenBank genome assembly.